AUGCCGAAAUUUACUUAUUCAACGAACAAAAAUUAUAAUCAACAUUCAUCAUCACGUUAUUCGAAUGAAUCAUCAUAUUAUUUUAUUCAUCGUGAAACUUCAAUUGAUAUUCUUAAUGAAUUAAUUAAUUAUGCUAUAGUAACAACACAUUAUACAUUAGAUACAGAAGAUCAAUUACAAUCUCGACGUAAACUAUCAAAAGGUACACGGAUCCAAAUCCAAUUUGUAUGUGAAAAUCAUCCGUCGAUCAUUAUACUCAUUGAAACAUUAUAUUUACCUGAUGAAAGUUCACCCAUAUUUGAGAAAAUUAAAAAACUUUGUCGAACCAUUUUCUCCAACAAACAUCGUAUAUUUGCAUGGGGCGAUGUUGAACAACAAUUAUCAAAAUUUUACCAAUAUAAUUUAUUUAAUGAAGAUGAUAUUUAA
Molecule: messenger RNA, 426 nt
Organism: Rotaria sordida
Lineage: Eukaryota; Metazoa; Rotifera; Eurotatoria; Philodinida; Philodinidae
Source: the annotation of a GenBank genome assembly